Prorocentrum cordatum is the source of this 1887-nucleotide messenger RNA. Lineage: Eukaryota; Dinophyceae; Prorocentrales; Prorocentraceae. The record is from the annotation of a GenBank genome assembly.
GAGCUGACGCCGGCGCGGAGGUGCAUCUGGUGGCGACAGCUGCUGGGCUCGGGCCCCAGCGACUGGGGCGUCGGAGAGCGCGAGGCCCGCAGCCGGCUCUUCGAGUGCGCCCUGACGUGCGACCAGCUCAACUUCGGUGAGUUGGCCUCGCUGGAGCUCGCGGGGCGUCGCUACCAGCUGCUGGAGGAGAGGUGCGCCCGGAUGCUGGUCUCGGCGACGGCGGGCGGUGACAGCGGCCACCUCGACAGCGACAGGUUCUUCGUGGGAGAGGAGGGCCGGCACGGGCGCGCUCUGGCGGCACUGGCGCUGGAGACCUGGAUCUCGCAGAAGCUGUCGGAGGAGAGCGCCGUGCUCAAGGGGCGCCGCAAGGCGAAGGAGGAGCGGCAACUGGCACGCUCGACAGACGUGACCCCCGGCGCCUCAAGCGGGCCGAGCGACGACAAGCCCCCCAAGAACCCGCGCAAGAAAGGUGAGGGCCUUGACUGGGCUCGCGAUUUGCUGCCGCUGCCAUCGGGUCGCUGCCAGGCUGAUCUCCUGGAGGGUUUAUCGCCGGCGGGGCUGGGCGUUUCGCGCUGCGCGGAUCGGCGGCGCUCGCGCCGCUGGGCUGCGGGGGCGUGGCUGCAGGACGGCGUCGCGACGCUUAACGCUCUGGGCGGGCGCGGUGAGGUGUGGGGCCCCAAAGUGAUGCCUUGUGCCAUUCAGCGCCAGGCGGUGGCCAACUUGGCCAGGGCCUACUACUCGGUGCCGCCACCGCCCGACGACCUCACCACUUCGGGAGCGUGGUCUGCGCUUCGGGGCUGCGGAUCCGGCCACGCCUGUGAUGGCGUCGUCGCCGGAGAGUUCGCCACCUACCAGCGUGGCAGGCUUGCCCUGCCGGCGGUCGGCAACCAGGCGAUCGACCUCGUUGGCUGCCUGCCCGACCACUACCAGAAGUUGCUGGAGGAUAGUGGCCGCGCUAUUCGGCUACCAGCAGCGUGUACUACGGACAGCGCGGCGAAGGCGGACGAGCUGGACAUCGCGAUGGAUCCCAUCCUGGCGAGGUCUCCGAGCAAGUUCGCCGAGUUUUUGAACAGUGCUUAUGAAUCUGGAGUCGUCGAGCCGGCGACCGAGGUCCGCAAUUUUGUGGGAGUCUUCUUUGUUCGCAAGAAGGACGGCUCGUUGCGGAUCAUCUUCGAUCCUCGGAAGACCAACGCGCAGUUCGCGCCGCCCGACGGGCUGUGGGUCAACGAAGGAGACGUCGAGAACUGCUAUGACCAUUUCCUGCUGCCAGUCGACCUGCGUGCCGAUUUCGCUCUGCCAGCGGUGCCGCGGCGGGCGGUGCCGCGGCGCUUGCGCGGCCUGUUUCCUGCAGGCGCCGAGCGGGUGCACUUCCAGGUUCGCGUGGUGCCGAUGGGCUGGGGCUGGGCCGUGGCGCUCGUGCAGGCGGCGAAUGCGGAGCUGCUGCGGUUGGGGCCGCUGGGCUCUCGACGCUGGAUCUGCAAUCGCCGCUGCGCGCCCGCCGUCGCUGGGCGCGAGCCCGCUGCUCUCCCGCGCAUCGACAUCUUCGCCUCGUUGGGGGCCGAGAAGGAGACAGUCCAGGUUGAUGGCGACUCGAUGGAGAGGCGGCUGAGGGGUCGUGGUCUGGCUACUCGUGACGUCUCCGGGCCGCAAGUCGACGUGGACCUCCCAGGCUUCCACGUCGACGGAGAGAAGCGCGCGAUCCACAUCGCGCCCAAGCGGUUCUGGCGGCUGGCCCUGAGCCUGGUGCUCAGCUUGCUAAGCGCCUCUUACGUCUUCAUCGGCAAGUGCUACGCUCGCCGAGUGCGGCUCUGGCCUUCGGCGCGCCGGGAGCUGUCCUGGAUGCGGGCGCUGCUGCCGCUGGUGUGGGCCGAUCUGCGCGGCGCCUGA